Messenger RNA from Saccharomyces eubayanus, 1300 nucleotides. RefSeq names its product Clg1p (gene CLG1). Lineage: Eukaryota; Fungi; Ascomycota; Saccharomycetes; Saccharomycetales; Saccharomycetaceae. Gene Ontology annotation, cellular component: cyclin-dependent protein kinase holoenzyme complex; nucleus. Gene Ontology annotation, molecular function: cyclin-dependent protein serine/threonine kinase regulator activity; protein kinase binding. The record is from RefSeq and is a predicted model, not a curated record. The transcript has a single exon. The annotation marks the transcript as partial. Gene Ontology annotation, biological process: regulation of cyclin-dependent protein serine/threonine kinase activity.
CAAUUCUAAUGGCUAUCCAAUAAACUUGCCCUUUCCCAAGGGUCCGGCUGCUUCAGUUGCUAUGCAACAACCAAAAUAUAUGGGUCAUGUUCCGUCUCAUUCUGUUCACACUCAAUUGCCAUCUAUGGCUUCUUUAGGUUAUUUCAAUCAGCCAAGCACUGCUUACUACCCUCCACCUGCACCACUUCAACAACACCAGCAACCACCAAUCCUUCCUCCUCCGGGCUUAAUGUAUACUAGUAAUAGUAACAACAACGUUAUUCCUCCUCCGGUACAAAUGAUUCAAGACGGUCCACAACAGCUCAAUCAAGUAAACGGAGGUGUCAGUGAGAACUUGGACUAUGAUAUUUCUAUAAUGUCAAAAUUCGUCAUGGAAAAUGCUUUUGUUGCCUUCAACGCGAACUAUAGCACCGAUGAUCAGACCACUGAUUUAUUUUUCAAAGGUAUAUCCUCCGUACUUAAUGCAACGAGAUUGCCCUCUGCCACUAUUUAUUUGGCUAUCGAUUAUCUUUUCAAAUAUAUCAAUAAGUUGACUAACGGAAUUCAUUCCAUCGGCGGCAAUUCAAUUAACAUCAUUUACCAGAACACCAUGAUUGCCUUUAUUUUGGCGAAUAAGUUCAAUGAUGACAAAACUUUCACCAAUUCUUCAUGGUCACAAGCAACAGGAAUACUGAUAAAUGUUAUUAAUGAUUUUGAAAGACAAUGGUUAAGGAUAUUUGAUUGGGAAUUGUAUGAUAAUGGGUUUCUUUAUUACGAAUUUGUUAAGAGUUUUGAAAUUUUUAAACAGAAUCAAUUUAAACCUACUACAACAGCUAACACUUUGCUAUCACCAAUUGUUAAUGUCAAUGGUUCAAGAAAUGGAAAUUUCAAAUUAGAACCUUCCACGAAAAAUCCACUAUCUCCAGUUUCUAAUUAUGAAACUCCAAUGUUGAUGCCGAAUAACAUGUUUUCAUCGCCCUCAUAUCAAAAUAAUCAAAGGUCCGACUUUUCCAAUAUGAAUUCUUACUACAACUAUUACAACUAUAAUCAACCAAGACAGAACUACUAUCAACAGUUACCCAAUAUAUAUUCUUCACCUGUUGCAGAAACUCAGUUUGAUUAUGAUUUUUACAAUUUCAGUAAUCAACAACAACAACAACAACAACAACAACAACAAUCAUUUUUACCUGCUGUUCCCCAAUUGCCUCCUCCCCAUGUUCACCAGGCUUACAAUCAUCAUUUUGGUUGGAAGUCAAUGGAUGAACCCAUGAAUAAUCCAAGGUUCGAAAGAAACUACUUCCCGUACUCAGCAGUGUACUAA